This is a messenger RNA of Penicillium brasilianum, 834 nucleotides long. The record is from the annotation of a GenBank genome assembly. Lineage: Eukaryota; Fungi; Ascomycota; Eurotiomycetes; Eurotiales; Aspergillaceae.
AUGGCAUCCAUCCUAUCUGCACAUGAAAUCGGGGAAGGACUUCCCAUUCUGAUCAUUCAUGGAUGGGAAAUGAAUGGGAGAGUCGAAGAACGAGACUUUGAGCCCAUCUUCGACAAAAUACCGGGCCUUUGCCGGAUUUUCGUGGAUCUUCCAGGCAUGGGCACGACACCGGCGAAUAACAUCAAGAAUUUGGACGAUAUAUUCGAUCAUCUGGUGCAAUUCAUCGAUUCUCGCCUUGCGGGUUCACGAUUCCUCCUUAUCGGCUCAUCAUGCGGCGCUUACCUUGCACGGGCGAUAGCUCAGAAAUAUACGAACCACGUCGACGGUCUACUCUUACGAGUGCCGCUCAUCAAGCCGAAGAACAGCAUGCGCGAUCUCGACCCUUUCAAACCAUUGGUUGCAAACGAGCAACUCAUGUCGAGCCUUUUAAGCGAAGACAGGACACUCCUUGGGAACGUCCUCAUUCAAACACCUGCUUACGUCGAAGCUCUCAAAGCAAAAUACGAGGCGGUUUAUCGUCCAGCUGAGGAAGCCGCAGACAAUCAAGUGUCGGAUCCGAUUCGUGCAGAUCCAGAUCGAUAUCGCUUAUCGGCUGAGCGGAUCGAUGAGAAUGCCACGUUUCUUGCCCCCACACUUAUUGUGUGUGGUCGGCAAGAUGAGGUCGUAGGCUAUCGAGAUAGUAUUCGCUUGUUGGAGCUUUAUCCUCGAUCUACCUAUGCCGUUCUAGAUCGUGGUACGCAUGGGCUUCCUGUUGAUGAGACUGGUCUUUUUGAAGCUUUUGUUCGUGAUUGGGUUACUCGGGUGGAUGAGUGGCGUGGUCGCACGCACGAAUAG